AUGGUUGUAUUUUCUUUUUUUCUGUGUUACGCACCAUUUGAGGCUGUACGUACAGUGGAAACACUUGAUGGGAAUCGUGUUUUGGCAACUUGCCCGCGUUUUAGUCCGGUUCGUGGCUCUGUGAAUGGUGUUAUACUUAUACUUAUUGGUAAGAGUACGGAUCGAUUUGUAUCUGAUAUGCUGCCACGUUUGGAGGCUUAUUUUCUUAAAAAUUAUUCGUAUCCUGUUCAUAUAUUUCAUGAAAACUUAUCGGAUGAUGUGCGUUUGGCAAUAACUGCUGCCAUACCUUCUGCAUACCGUGUAGAGUUGGAGGAUGUAAGUAGAUUCUGGAAUACGUUACCAGAUGGCAUCUCUGAGGAUCAAUUGCGUACAUGGAUGUCCACAGGAUCACAGCGAAAGACUCAGGGACGUGGAUAUCGUAUUAUGUGUCGUUUUUGGGCAGGACUUGUUUGGCAACUUCCCUCAUUGGACGCUUAUGAUUACUACUGGAGGUUAGAUGAUGAUUCGUUUCUUACUACUUAUGUUCCCUGUGAUGUCUUUCAGGUAAUGCAGUUACAUCAAUGUUCGUAUGGAUAUAUGUAUAUAAAGAAAGAUCCUCCCUCUGUGACGAAGGAUUUAUGGACAACGUUUCAGCGUUGGGCAUAUAGUACGUUAACACAAGAGGAAAUUUCUGUUAUUACGGAUAAGUUUGUUACAGGUAAUGAAACUCUGGGAAAGAAGAAAUUUCGUGCGUUUAUGUACUACAAUAAUUUUGAGAUUGGUACAAUAGCGUUAAAACGUCAUUUAUUGUAUACAUCUAUGUUUCGUUUCUUGGAUGAAGAGGAACCACGAGGGAUUAUGCAGUAUCGUUGGGGAGAUGCACCUAUACACACUUUGGGAGUGGAAGUCGUCAUGCAUCGUAUGGGUUGGAAAAAGUGUAAAUUCCCUGAUGCCUUUGGUGGAUAUAUACACAAGCCUAGAAAACCUCUCCCAGUACUUCCUCGGCGUGAAGUAAAAUAA
Trypanosoma theileri is the source of this 999-nucleotide messenger RNA. RefSeq names its product alpha-1,2-mannosyltransferase. The transcript has a single exon. NCBI's taxonomy places the organism in Eukaryota, Euglenozoa, Kinetoplastea, Trypanosomatida, Trypanosomatidae. Gene Ontology annotation, biological process: protein N-linked glycosylation; cell wall mannoprotein biosynthetic process. The record is from RefSeq and is a predicted model, not a curated record. Gene Ontology annotation, cellular component: membrane; Golgi apparatus. Bases 1 to 999 code for a protein of 332 amino acids. Gene Ontology annotation, molecular function: alpha-1,2-mannosyltransferase activity.